Messenger RNA from Peromyscus eremicus (cactus mouse), 1652 nucleotides. It is a transcript of the gene Lypd3, whose product is annotated as LY6/PLAUR domain containing 3. The coding region runs from base 77 to 1138 and encodes 353 amino acids. Lineage: Eukaryota; Metazoa; Chordata; Mammalia; Rodentia; Cricetidae. Gene Ontology annotation, cellular component: plasma membrane. The record is from RefSeq and is a predicted model, not a curated record. The transcript is spliced from 5 exons.
UCUGAGGCUCAGGUAAGAGGGCCGGUGUUGGAAGGCGGCACACCCAGAGGGGACGCGGAGAGAGCAGGACGCAGCCAUGGAUGCUGCUAGGAGAGGAGAUACCCAGACAGUGGUCUGGACCACGGGAUGGCUGCUGUUGCUGCCGCUACUGCUGUGUGAAGGAGCGCAGGCCCUGGAGUGCUACAGCUGCGUGCAGAAGGCAGACGACGGAUGCUCUCCGCACAAGAUGAAGACAGUCAAGUGUGGUCCAGGAGUGGACGUCUGUACCGAGGCAGUGGGGGCGGUGGAGACCAUCCACGGGCAAUUCGCUGUGGCGGUGCGGGGCUGUGGUUCCGGACUCCAGGGCAAGAACGACCGCGGACUGGACCUUCACGGGCUCCUUGCCUUCGUCCAGCUACAGCAGUGCACCGAGGACCGAUGCAACGCCAAACUCAACCUUACUUUGCGAGGACUCAACCCUGCAGGCAACGAGAGUGCAUAUGAGCCCAACGGCGCAGAGUGCUACAGCUGCGUGGGACAGAGCCGCGAGGAGUGCCAGGGCACCAAGCCGCGGGUUGUGAACUGCUACAACGCCAGCGGGCGCGUUUACAAGGGAUGCUUCGAUGGCAACGUCACCUUGACGGCAGCCAAUGUGACUGUGUCCUUACCUGUCCGAGGCUGCGUCCAGGAUGAGUCCUGCACCCGGGACGGGGUGACAGGUCCAGGGUUCACACUCAGCGGCUCCUGCUGCCAGGGGCCCCGCUGUAACUCUGACCUUCGCAACAAGACUUAUUUCUCCCCUCGAAUCCCACCCCUAGUCCUACUGCCCCCUCCAACCACCCUAGCCCCGUCCACUCGGGCCCAGACCUCCUCCAGCACUACCUCCACAGGAGCCCCAACCACGACCACCUCCACCACCAAGCCCACCUCAGCCACAGCCAGCCACAGUUCUCCUCAUGAGGUAGAACACGAAGCUGCACAAGAUGAGGAGUCGCACUUGACUGGAGGUGCUGCGGGCCACCAAGACCGCAGCAAUAUGGGGAAGUACCCCCCAAAAGGUGGGGACCAGAUCCCGGCUAAUGAAGGCUCAGCCUCCGUGGUUCUGGGGUCUGGGUUGCCAGCUCUUCUGUUGACUGUGGCUGCUGGUGCGCUGCUGUGAGCUUCUCAUCUUGAAUUGUCCAUCUCACCUUGCUUCCCUGGCCCUGGGGUACCAACUCUUUCUGUUUCUCACUGGACUGGACUGGCUCAGCCCCUCCGUAUCCCCCGGCACCCCCAGUUCCACUGCGCUGGUUUGCAGCUUUGGGAAACAGCCUACUGUUGUAAAUAUACUUGCUGGGGUGGCCCAGCUUCUUGAUGCAGCGACUGCAUCCCCCCGUGAUGGUGACCAGGAAAGAGGGAAGAAAAACCCACCGGCAGAGGGAGGCCCAGAGAGUCCCUGGCUAGCUUCCUCUUCCUGUUUUCAUAGCCAGGCUAGAAGAUGACCAGGCAGGUGGACAAAGGAUUCAUCUCCUGAAUGCUGCGCUUGCCUGUCGGAAUCUGAAUCUUGUACCUGUCUUCCUUAGGAGACUGAACUACUCCAGGGCAGGGACAAACCUCUGGCCUUUCUAUGUGUUCUGGCGGGCACAGGAAGGCAUCAAUAAAGAUUUAGUUACUUUGUAUAGUGGGUUAACUGA